UUAUUCAAAAAAAAAAAAAAAAAAAACUUAAACAAGCGAAACCCCUCCUUCCGAAGAUUCAAACGCCAGCCAAAAAAUAUACCCAUCUCCUUCCCUCCAAAGCGAGAAUCGAAAUUUCCCCCAGGCUAGAAAAUUUUCCCCGGAAAAUUCCUGCGUCGCCGUCGACAUUCCACGCCUUCACCGCUGAUUCAAACCCCCCGCCGCAGCUUCUCCGCCAACGAUUGUUCUGUUCUCCAGUUAUAGAUCCACAAAAUGUCAGUUGUCAAGAAUGGUCCAUUAGGUCAGGCGGAGACAACUUGUGGAUCCCUUCUAAACGAGUUGCAGAUAAUCUGGGAUGAAGUUGGUGAGUCUGAUACCGAUCGUGAUAAGAUGCUAUAUGAACUUGAACAAGAAUGUCUCGAAGUAUACAGAAGAAAGGUGGAUCAGGCAAACCGGAAUAGAGCUCAGCUUAGACAGGCAAUUGCUGACUCUGAAGCUGAGCUUGCCGCAAUAUGUUCUGCAAUGGGAGAGCGACCGGUACACAUUAGACAGGCUGAUCAAAGCACUGGAAGCCUGAAGGCAGAACUUGAAACGAUUCUCCCACAACUUGAGGAGAUGCGCAAACGGAAGGUUGACAGAAGAAAUCAGUUUCUUCAAGUUCUUGAAGAGAUCCAGCAGAUUUCAAAUGAAAUAAAUGAAAUAGCUGGUGGCGUUUCUGUAAAUGAAAGUGACCUGUCUUUGAGGAAGCUGGAAGAGUUGCAUAGAAAGCUCCAUGGACUUCAAACUGAGAAGAAUGAUCGGCUGAAGCAGGUUCAGGAGGCUUUAGAUACCAUAAGCUCAUUUUGUGUGGUGCUUGGUAUGGAGCUCAAGCAAACAAUUGCUGAGAUUCAUCCAGAAUUUGACUGUGCUGACGUGUCAAAGAGAAUAAGUAAUGAAUCCAUCAAAUCUUUAGCUACUGCAAUUCAAAGAUUGCGAGAGUUGAAAUUACAAAGAAUGCAAAAGCUACAAGAUCUUGCAACUGCUAUGUUGGAGCUUUGGAACUUGAUGGAUACCCCUAUUGAAGAGCAGCAAGCAUUCCAGAAUGUUACAUGCAAUAUAGCUGCUGCGGAACAUGAGAUAACUGAACCAAAUACCCUUUCCAUGGACUUCCUCAAUUUUGUUGCAGCAGAAGUCUCCCGGUUGGAAGAGUUGAAAGUUAGUAAGAUGAGGGAGCUGGUUCUGAAAAAGAGGGCAGAGCUGGAUGAAGUCUGUAAGAAGACCCAUAUGGUCCCCGAAGCAAAUGUAGCGAUAGAUUGUGCCAUCGAAGCCAUAGAGUCUGGACAAGUAGACCCUGGAAGUCUCUUGGAGCAGAUUGAAUUUCAAGUUGCUAAUGUGAAGGAAGAAGCUUUUAGCAGGAAGGAAAUUCUUGACAAGGUUGAGAAAUGGAAAGCUGCGUGUGAGGAGGAAUCCUGGCUUGAGGAAUAUAAUAGGGAUGAUAAUAGAUACAAUGCUGGAAGAGGCACUCAUUUGAUUCUCAAGCGUGCUGAGAAAGCUCGUGCUUUAGUCACCAAAAUUCCAGGCAUGUUGGAGGGUUUGGCUUCUAAAACAAUGGCAUGGGAAAAGGAGAGGGGCAUAGAAUUCUUAUAUGAUGGUAUUCGCCUUCUUUCCAUGCUUGAAGAGUAUAGCAUUCUAAAACAAGAGAAAGAGGAAGAAAAGCGUAGGCAGCGGGAUCAAAAGAAGCUGCAGGGACAACUAAUAGCAGAACAAGAGGCUCUCUAUGGAUCAAAACCAAGUCCGUCCAAGAACCUUAGUUUCAAAAAGGGAUCUAGAGUUUCAACCGGAGGUGCAACCAAUAGAAGACUUUCCGUAGGAGGAGCCAUGCCACAAACUCCAAAACUCGACAAGACCCUCUCUAGCAGAACAUUGUCUUGCCGGUCUGCCAAGAAGAUCAACAACCACAAUGACUCACUAAGUCAGUAUCAGGAUGAUACGUUCUCUACCUUAUCUGCUGGUAGGAGAGGUCUGGAUAUAGCUGGUCUGCCCAUGAAAGCUCAGUCAUUUGGCACCGCAAACGGCCGAGAACCAGAUUCUGCAAUGCUGCUGCGGAAGCCAUUCUCGCCCAUCUCUUCCACAACAUCAUCCAAAGCUAAUUAUGUAGAAGAGCCAGUCAGAGUAGCCCACGGGGAAAGUGCAUUCAAGAAGAAUGACCAGUUGUUCAUGACUCCUCCAAAGACCACUGCCACCACCGCUGCUUACCUUGCUGAGGAAGAAAACAGAACUCCUAGGCUACUGCCAGUGUCUGCCAUGACACCCUCCACAGUGUCAGUACCGAUGCAGACAGCCAUGACUCCAGCAGCUCCAGUUCAUUUUGGUGGUUUCAAGUCAGCGGGUGAAGAGGCGGUUGCUGAAGAAAUUGAGUACUCAUUUGAAGAGAGAAGAGCUGGGUUUGCUCUUCCUCACACUGCACACGUGAAGUCACUGAUUCAAGUUUGAUGUAAGUUUAGGUGGGCUUUUGAGGUAGUGAAGGCUUCUUUUGGCUUUCAUAGCCUUGCUUGGAGUGCAAGUGAAGAUUGUAAUUGGUUUCUGGAUAGUGUAUAUUAGUCCAUGACAACUGUGGACGAGGACCAGACUCUGUGGGCUGUGGAAAUGCGAGUUUACUUCAAUGCUUGUUGAAUCUGUUGUUUCAAGUAGAGAAUUAAAACAAUAUGGCAAUGGCGGCAUGUUUGUCUGCGGAAGAGAGACAUUUUCAUUGGGCGUUGGGAAGAAAGCGCCAAGGGUGAAAAGGAGUUGCAGAAGAAUGAGAAGAAGAAGAAGAAGAAGACGACGACGAAGGAAAUGGGCUUUGUAUAAAGCGAUUCGUUAAUUAACUUCUCACUCCCAGUCCUCUUCAAGAUUAAGCCUUUU
Linum tenue is the source of this 2862-nucleotide messenger RNA. Lineage: Eukaryota; Viridiplantae; Streptophyta; Magnoliopsida; Malpighiales; Linaceae. The record is from the annotation of a GenBank genome assembly.